Messenger RNA from Coregonus sp. 'balchen', 357 nucleotides. NCBI's taxonomy places the organism in Eukaryota, Metazoa, Chordata, Actinopteri, Salmoniformes, Salmonidae. The record is from the annotation of a GenBank genome assembly.
AUGCCUUCCAUCCAGACUGACAGCCAGUUUGGAGAGAGAGAGAUGCCUUCCAUCCAGACUGACAGCCAGUUUGGAGAGAGAGAGAUGCCUUCCAUCCAGACUGACAGCCAGUUUGGAGAGAGAGAGAUGCCUUCCAUCCAGACUGACAGCCAGUUUGGAGAGAGAGAGAUGCCUUCCAUCCAGACUGACAGCCAGUUUGGAGAGAGAGAGAUGCCUUCCAUCCAGACUGACAGCCAGUUUGGAGAGAGAGAGAUGCUUCCAUCCAGACUGACAGCCAGUUUGGGAGAGAGAGAGAUGCCUUCCAUCCAGACUGACAGCCAGUUUGGAGAGAGAGAGAGUGCCUUCCAUCCAGACUGA